AAUUUAGCAUUAAAAAAAAAAAAAGAAGAAAAAAGUUAUAAAUGCAGUUAUAAAUUUAUUUUCUUUAUUUUUUUAAUUUUCUGCAAAAUAUCUUUGGUAAAGAUGGCUGUUCAGGAACCUCUUAAGGUAGCUGUUUGGCAUGCACUUAAUGCAUAUUGUUAUAAAGAUGCCAUAUUUCUAGCUGAAAGACUGUAUGCUGAAGUUUCCAGUGAAGAGGUGUUGCAUUUAUUAGCUACAUGUUAUUUUCGCUCUGGACACACUAAUCGAGCAUAUAGUUUGUUAAAGAAAAAUUCUUAUACUAAUAUCCAGACAAGAUACCUUUUUGCUUGGAUAUGUUUUCAACUGGAAAAAUUAAGUGAAGCAGAGAAUGCAUUACUUGGAAAUCACAAUAAAUCAAUAUUGAACACUUCUAAUGAGUUUGGUUCUUUAUCAGGUGCAGCUUUGCAGUUGUUGGGUAAAAUAUAUAGAAAAACUGGCCAAUCAUCUAAAGCAGCUGAAUGUUUUCGUGAAAGUUUACGAUGUAAUCCUUUUUUAUGGCAUUCAUUUGAACAACUUUGUCAAACUGGAGAAAAAAUUGAUCCGGUUGAUUUCUUCAAAACUACCAGCUCAGCUAAAGCAACCCAACCUUCAAUUAUCAAAAACUCUGAAUUUUCGCCUUUCGAUUUAAUUUCCAACUACAAAAAUGUAUAUUCUGAAAAUCUCGAUCCUGCAAAAUCUGGACCAUUGUUUACAUCAACUGUUGUUAGUAAGCCAACUUUGCAAGAACAUUUGUCUACUGUAAAUUAUGAAUGGAAUGAUGGAGACUCAGAUAUGCCCCCUCCGCAAUCAAUUGCUUUAAAAAAAAGUCGUGUUCCUGUUAAAGCAAGACAAAGAAUAAUUGGAACUAAAACUUCUGAUAGUCCUGUCACACCAAAUUUUGGUGUUCUUCCUACGGAUUCACCUGUUAUUGAAUUGGGCUCGUCACCUAAUUUUAUCACACCUCCAAUAUCUAGCCUUAAUGAAAAUCCUUUAAAAGCACCAUUAAAGGCUCCUCAUCGACAGACAACAGUUAAAAUCAACGGAAGUCGUCACUCAUCAUUAGUUUUUUCUUCUUUUGGUUCACCUUCGCCUAUUUCUCAGUUGGUUGUGACAACAAACUGUACUUCUUUACGGAGAAGUAAUCGUUUAUUUGAUUCUUCUGCAAAGGAUAUUAAAAAAACACCUCGAGUUAGGUUUGCAGACUCAAAUAAACCAAUCACAACUGCUCGUAAAACAAAGUCUCGCCUCACUCAUGUCUCACAACCAUUAACCCCUACAAUUCAAAACAUUCAAUCAGCUGCUAAAAACGAAAAUCUUAUAAGUGAAAUCAAAGAUGAAAAACCCACUUCAAUUUCUUUAUCUCCAAUUCAACAAAAUUCAGAUAUCUGGAUGCGCUUAUUUCAAGAUUUGGGAAAGGCAUACCAUGCUCUUUCUAUAUAUGAUUCUAAAAAAGCGGUUGAUUACUUUAGUAGUUUACCAUUAAAUCACCAAACAACCAAUUGGGUGAUGGAACAGUUAGGAUUAGCAUACUAUGAAAUGGGUGACAUAACAGCAGCUCAAAAAGUAUUUGAAAAAGUUAGAGAAAAUGAUCCUGAUUACAUUUCUGAUGGAAUGGCAGUGUAUUCAUCACUUUUAUGGUUAUCACGAAAAGACUGUGAGCUUUCAUGUUUGGCUCAAAGUCUGGUUGAUAGUGACAAAAACUCUGCAGUUGCAUGGUGUGCAAUGGCUAACUGUUUUAGUUUACAAAAGGAACAUAAUACUGCAAUAAAAUUUCUUCAUCGUGCUGUUCAACUUGAACCUGAAUUUUCAUAUGCUUACACUCUUCUCGGACAUGAAUAUGUUUUUAUUGAAGAUUUUGACAAAGGGAUAUCCUGCUUUCGUACUGCUCUACGCUAUAAUGAAAAACAUUAUAAUGCUUGGUAUGGAAUAGGAAUGAUAUACUACAAACAAGACAAUUUUUCUAUGGCAAAAUUGCAUUUUCAACUUGCUCUCAAGAUAAACCCCAGAAAUUCUGUACUGCUGGGGCAUUUAGCAGUGACUCAACACGAACUUGGAGAAACAGAUUUAGCUAUGGAUACAAUUAAUAAAGCAAUAGAAUAUAAUAGCAAAAGUGCACUUUGUAAAUAUCAUCGAGCAAGAUUCUACUUUGACUCAGAGAGACUACAGGAAGCUCUCGAAGAACUUAUAGAGGUUAAGAAAUUGGCACCGAAAGAUUCACUUAUUUAUUACAUGAUUGGGAAGGUUUAUCAAAAGCGUAACGAAAUUGUAUUAGCUCAGCAAAAUUUUUCAUGGGCAAUGAGUUUAAAUCCUCACGGACCUAACAACAUGAUAAAAGAGGCAAUGAAUCAACUGCAAAAUUAUUCUAGAGAAGAUAUUCUGACUAGCGCUGUUGUCGAUUCAAUGGAGGACGAUAACGGAAUGUCUGACAUUUCUAAUAGUAACUUAUAAGUGCAUAAGUAACGGCUAUUAUUUGUCAUGAGUUAGAUAGUUAAAAAAAAGACCUUGUCUCACCUUCUGGUGUGCGUUUCGUUUGCUAACGAUAUUUUUAAUUGCUGUGCAAACCUUAUUGCCAAAAUCUAGAGUUUUGCAUGAUGUUUCGCGUAUUUUCGAUGUGUGAGUUGUGAAUAGAUUUUAUGAAAUAAUAUUUUUUGUUGAACUGAACAUAGUUAGGCAAUUUUUAUAAUGAGGCAUUUUAUAGUAUUUUUGUUCAUAACUAUAGUGACGCCUGUUUUAAAAGAAGAAGUUAUAUUUCUUAUAUAAUAUUUUUAAAUUGAACAUAAUCAUGAA
Molecule: messenger RNA, 2805 nt
Organism: Hydra vulgaris (swiftwater hydra)
Lineage: Eukaryota; Metazoa; Cnidaria; Hydrozoa; Anthoathecata; Hydridae
Product: cell division cycle protein 27 homolog
Biological process (GO): cell division; metaphase/anaphase transition of mitotic cell cycle; anaphase-promoting complex-dependent catabolic process
Cellular component (GO): cytoplasm; anaphase-promoting complex
Molecular function (GO): protein binding
Source: RefSeq, a predicted model, not a curated record